Nanorana parkeri is the source of this 791-nucleotide messenger RNA. RefSeq names its product glia maturation factor beta (gene GMFB). The coding region runs from base 84 to 413 and encodes 109 amino acids. NCBI's taxonomy places the organism in Eukaryota, Metazoa, Chordata, Amphibia, Anura, Dicroglossidae. The transcript is spliced from 6 exons. The record is from RefSeq and is a predicted model, not a curated record. Gene Ontology annotation, biological process: actin filament debranching; negative regulation of Arp2/3 complex-mediated actin nucleation. Gene Ontology annotation, molecular function: Arp2/3 complex binding; actin binding. Gene Ontology annotation, cellular component: actin cortical patch.
UUGUAUGUGAAGUGGAUGAGCAACUGGUGGAGAAGCUGAAAAAGUUUCGUUUCCGCAAGGAGACCAACAAUGCCGCCAUCAUCAUGAAAAUAGACAAAGACAGACGCCUUGUGGUGCUGGAAGAGGAGCAUGAGGGGAUCUCUCCAGAUGAGCUGAAAGAUGAACUGCCAGAAAGACAGCCCAGAUUCAUAGUGUACAGUUAUAAAUACCAGCAUGACGACGGAAGGGUCUCGUACCCUUUGUGUUUCAUCUUUUCCAGCCCAGUAGGCUGCAAGCCGGAACAGCAGAUGAUGUACGCCGGCAGCAAAAACAAGCUUGUUCAGGAAGCUGAACUCACAAAGGUAUUUGAGAUCCGAAACACCGAGGACCUAACCGAAGAAUGGCUGAUCGAGAAGCUGGGUUUUUUCCACUAAACUCUUUAUUUUUCUUUGUUAAAAGAGCCCAAUGUAUUCCCUUUGUACUUCUUAAUUCACCAUUUAGACAAGAUGUCCGCCCACUUGCAGAGUAUCUGUGCAGCAAACACGUGCUGAGUUCCUUAAAAUAAACCAACGGCUUAACUCUUUCCCAGGCAGCCCCAGCCUGCGAGGCCGCUCGGGGUUGAAGAUGAGGGAAAAAGGGCAGGGAUGGGCAAUCUAAGGGGCCACCCUGACCUGGGGAAGGGACUACAAGGGUCAGCAGGCCUUACCAGUUGGUAGAGCCAGCUGCGGCUUGUAGUUCCUUUAUCGCCUGAAGGCUGGAUAUUGCCCUUGUAAUCCUGGUCACACUGGAGCUUGACAUUUAUGUUUUGGAUU